AUGUCUCUUCGGCGCUCUGUCGCCUUUGCGGCGCACACGCUCACCACUACGCCAGUCCCCAAGAACCGCCGACCCAAAUUUGAACUACACCUGAAGAUAAUUGAUCUUGCCAACGUCCCGCUCGUCUCCGGAACCUCGUUCAUUAAAUGGCACCUACCUCACUCGACCGCUGCGGAACACCGUGGACGCACCGACAAGCGACCCAUCAAAGAUCAUAAAGUCGUAUACGAUUACCAAACGAAAUGCCCCGUUCGCCUCACCGUAGACAAGCAUGGCAUGCUGCAGGAGAGCUGGAUCGACUUCGAGGUGCUACAAGAGUACGCUGGCGGAGGCAGGGAAGAACGCAUCGUCCUGGGCAGAGUGAAGCUCAACCUCGCAGAGUAUGUCGAGCAGAGCGAGUUCAGCGGUUCUAGCGGAGAGGAGCCGGGCAUAACAAGGAGGUACCUGAUGCAGGACAGCAAGAUCAACAGCACGCUCAAAAUCGGCAUCUACAUGAAGCAAAUUGAAGGUGAUAAGAAUUACAUCUGCCCUCCCCUGAGAACGGCACAGGUCUUCAGUGGUAUUGCGGGAAUCGUCUCGGGCGAACAGGGCGACUCGGAAGAAGCUUUACCGUCGCUGACUACAAGCUCUCGCGAGACUGGAGAGCUUCAGGACAUGUACAGGAGAACGCUGGCAGCAUACUGGUCCGCGCAGCCGGGGGAGCUCAAGGCAGACGAAUGCAUAGAAGACAUCUUCGCUGGGGGAGACGGCUGGGGUGACCGCGAUAAGCCAUACAACGACGAAUCUCAACGUGGCGUACGAUUUCACGCCGGGGAAGGAGCUGGUUCCGCGACUGAAGGGGAGGCACGCUCGAGCAUACGUCGCAAGUCGCAGGAGACCCUCAGACCUGAGGAUGCACUGCCAAAUCCUUCAAGCUCUCCACGUUCGCCUGGGAGAGUACGCGGGAGAGGAAGCUUGGAGCAGCAGGCACACCAGAUAUCGAUGAAGGCGGAGGCGGAGAGGAACCGGCAGCGGCCGCGGCACGAAGUAGAUGAGAUGGAUCUACGGGAGGACUUGCGGAGCUGGCGUCUACCUAGCUGA
Westerdykella ornata is the source of this 1080-nucleotide messenger RNA. RefSeq lists its product as uncharacterized. Lineage: Eukaryota; Fungi; Ascomycota; Dothideomycetes; Pleosporales; Sporormiaceae. Bases 1 to 1080 code for a protein of 359 amino acids. The record is from RefSeq and is a predicted model, not a curated record. The transcript is spliced from 3 exons.